Molecule: messenger RNA, 1976 nt
Organism: Drosophila willistoni
Lineage: Eukaryota; Metazoa; Arthropoda; Insecta; Diptera; Drosophilidae
Gene: Rcd2
Exons: 2
Coding region: 17-1699 (560 amino acids)
Molecular function (GO): protein binding
Source: RefSeq, a predicted model, not a curated record
UAUACAAAUUUUUAGAAUGGCUGACAAAAAUUAUUUAUUUAUUUUAUAUUUCUGCAUGGCAGUUCGGCAGAUAAACUCAGCUUCAAUAUUUCCGAAGGAUACAUCACUGAUAUAUCUUAACUGUGAUUCAAUAAAGUGUCCUGUUGGCGACAAAUGCCCCACAGAUAGCUUCCACCCUCCGAUACAUGAGUUCAAUGCACAGCAAAAUUGCUGUCCCCCAAAAUCCUGCACUUGCAAGGAAUGUCCCGUCAGCCCAUCAGCCGAAGAUUUUCUCAAAUGCGGCAAGGAUACAGUCCUACUGAUUCAUGAGAAGGGAACUGGCACACCCGGCAAUUGUUGCGAUCAAUACAAAUGCGGUAAGAAGCCAAUUUGUGUUGAUCGCAGUAAAUCCGUCAAGUACUACCCGAAAAGGUGCAUCACAUGCAAUUCGUGUGUAGCGCCACCCUGUAUGGAAGAGAAGGCCUGUGAAGUGGAGAUUGGACAUUGCCUUUCAGACACCAUGGAGGGCAAGAAGAAUGGUUCAAAAUGGACUGAGGAAAAUGGCUGCUCAACGUGUAGUUGUGUCAAUGCCAAAAAAGAGUGUAAAAAACCACUGUGUCAGGCAAGCAAUUGUAAGAAUCCCGAGCGGAUAGAGGGCCAGUGUUGUCCCGUGUGUCCAGAGGAUUUGAAUCCACUACCUAUCAACAUUUACACAGAGGCAUUCGAAAAGCCCACUAUGAAUCCAAUCGAGGCUAUGACGACCAUUGUAUCCGGACCAUCCACGAGCGAUAAAAGUAUUACUUCGACUAUGUCCACCACCAUCCAGCAGCAGGAGCAGCAGAAGCUUCAAACAAUUUCCACUACUGCAAAUGAGCCAAUCGAGUCGGCGAUUUCUAAAGAUUUGCAUAAAACAGAGACGACAAUUGUAUAUUUGCCCACCGAUGCAGUUUCGAUUCUUAUCAUCGAGGAAAAGGAUGAAAUUCCUACCACGAAAAUCGAUAUGGAAGAGAAAUCUACCACAGAGGAAUCAAAUGACACUACAGAUGCAAUUCUCAUGGAAAAAAGUUCUUCCACAGUGGGACCCAUUAGCACUGCAAAUGCUAUUCUCACUGAGAUGCCAGAAAAGGAAAACGAAAACAUAUCGUAUGAUAUUUCAGUUGACUCUUUAGAGGAUAUGAUCACCCCAUCCACCACCUCCUAUCCUGUUUUCUCCUCUUCUUCAUCUACUGAAGAAGAAGGAAUGGAAGAUUUUAGUAGCAGCAGCACAACAGAUGGACCGUGUACCAUUUCCAUCUCCAUCUCCAUGCCCGUGUCGACUAGCUCCCCAGAUUUUCCCAUUCCGGAGUCGACCAGCCAGCAUAAAGAUCUUGUUACAAUGGAUCGAACUUCUCGAACGGUGGAAGAGAGUCCAAGUAAUGAGAAAUUGAACAAGGCUUCCGAUAAUAAUAUUAUAAAUAGUAUUAUUAAGAUUGCUAAGAUUCUUGGUAUUGGCAUUAUAAUAAUGAUAAUUGUUGGUGUUUUAUAUACUUUGUAUAAAUGUUGUACUAAGAAAAAUGAAAUGGAGGAGCCAGAGAUGCUAGGGAAGCCAGAUAAACAAAAGCAAAAGAAGAUGGAGAACAGGAUUUAUACGCCAGUGCCCUCAGAACACAAUCUAAGUCAACACACUGAGACUUCUUCGCUGUUUUUUUUCCAGUGCGGAGUCGAAUCAGAUAAGGAGUAAACGAUCCAAUACAUGUAAAUUUAAAUGUAUUCUUAGUCACUAGAACGAAAUUCAAGCACACACCCACGCACAUUCGCGUACACUUAAUUAGAACUCUUCAGUAUCGACCAAAUGUCCCCGCAUUGUCCGUAAGGUGUCUUGGGUAUCUUUCGACCAUUCUGUGUGAAGUGUGUGUUUCCCCUGAUUGUCCAUGGGGACUUCCUGACAUGUCUCUUGUGAUUCCUUUAUAUUAUUAAUAAUUAAAUUUUUCUCAAGUCCCUAUAUUUAAAAAAAAAAG